Molecule: messenger RNA, 3611 nt
Organism: Rattus norvegicus (Norway rat)
Lineage: Eukaryota; Metazoa; Chordata; Mammalia; Rodentia; Muridae
Gene: Hap1
Product: huntingtin-associated protein 1
Exons: 11
Coding region: 23-1822 (599 amino acids)
Cellular component (GO): dendritic spine; cytoplasm; early endosome
Source: RefSeq, marked reviewed
GACAGCGGACUGCAGAGUCAAGAUGCGCCCGAAGGAGCAGGUGCAGAGCAGUGCCGGGGACGGGACGGGGUCGGGGGACCCAGCAACAGGCACCCCCACGACCCAGCCUGCAGCGGAUCCCGCUCCGGAGCCCUCGGCAGAGCCCAAACCUGCUCCGGCGCAGGGAACCGGGUCCGGACAGAAAUCAGGAUCCCGAACCAAGACAGGAGGAAGCUUUUGUAGGUCCAGGAUCCGUGGCGACUCGGACGCACCAUGGACCCGCUACAUAUUCCAGGGGCCUUACGGUCCCCGGGCUACUGGCCUGGGCACUGGAAGGGCUGAGGGAAUCUGGAAGACGCCAGCCGCGUACAUCGGCCGAAGGCCCGGCGUGUCCGGCCCUGAGCGCGCGGCGUUUAUUCGAGAGCUGCAGGAAGCGCUGUGUCCUAAUCCACUGCCCAGGAAGAAGAUCACCGAAGAUGAUAUCAAAGUGAUGUUGUAUUUGCUGGAAGAGAAAGAACGGGACCUGAACACAGCCGCUCGCAUCGGCCAGUCCCUGGUGAAACAGAAUAGUGUUCUGAUGGAGGAGAAUAACAAGCUGGAAACCAUGCUGGGCUCAGCCAGAGAGGAGAUUUUACAUCUCCGGAAGCAGGUGAACCUGCGAGAUGAUCUCCUUCAGCUCUACUCGGACUCCGAUGACGAUGAGGAGGAUGAAGAGGAUGAGGAAGAGGAAGAGGGAGAAGAGGAGGAACGAGAAGGACAGAGGGACCAAGAUCAGCAGCACGACCAUCCCUAUGGUGCCCCCAAGCCGCCCCCUAAGGCUGAGACGCUGCACCACUGCCCACAGCUGGAAGCCCUGAAGCAGAAGCUGAAACUGCUGGAAGAAGAGAACGACCAUCUUCGAGAGGAGGCCUCCCACCUUGACAACCUGGAAGACAAAGAACAGAUGCUCAUUCUGGAGUGUGUGGAACAGUUUUCUGAAGCCAGCCAGCAGAUGGCAGAGCUAUCCGAGGUGUUGGUGCUGAGGCUGGAAGGCUAUGAGAGGCAGCAGAAGGAGAUCACUCAGCUGCAGGCCGAGAUCACCAAGCUACAACAGCGUUGUCAGUCUUAUGGGGCCCAGACGGAGAAACUGCAGCAGCAGCUGGCCUCAGAGAAGGGAGUCCACCCAGAGAGCCUGCGAGCUGGCUCCCACAUGCAGGAUUAUGGAAGCAGGCCUCGUGAACGCCAGGAGGAUGGGAAGAGCCAUCGUCAGCGUUCCUCAAUGCCUGCAGGUUCUGUCACCCACUAUGGAUACAGUGUGCCUCUGGAUGCACUUCCAAGUUUCCCAGAGACACUGGCGGAGGAGCUCCGGACAUCCCUGAGGAAGUUCAUCACUGACCCUGCGUAUUUCAUGGAGAGAUGUGACACUCGCUGCAGAGAGGAACGAAAGAAGGAGCAGGGGACAAUGCCACCCCCACCGGUGCAAGAUCUCAAGCCGCCUGAAGAUUUCGAGGCUCCAGAGGAGCUGGUUCCUGAGGAGGAGCUGGGGGCCAUAGAAGAGGUGGGGACAGCUGAGGAUGGGCCGGCAGAAGAGACAGAGCAGGCAUCUGAGGAGACCGAGGCCUGGGAGGAGGUGGAACCGGAGGUGGACGAGGCCACAAGGAUGAAUGUGGUGGUCUCUGCCCUGGAGGCCAGCGGCCUGGGCCCUUCACACCUGGACAUGAAGUAUGUCCUCCAGCAACUGUCCAACUGGCAGGACGCCCAUUCUAAGCGGCAGCAGAAGCAGAAGGUGGUCCCGAAAGGUGAGUGUUCCCGCAGAGGACACCCUCCUGCCAGUGGGACAAGCUACCGAUCAUCAACCCUAUGAGAGGUGAGAGUAGGUGAGACCCCCCACCCCCAAGGGCUCACUUACCUCACCUUGGUCCCACUCGGUGUGCUGAUUUGCAUGGACUUUGCAUACUAUUUGCAUAGUAUUUACAUACUUGCCUCCAGUCCCCCUUGGCUAGAACUGCUGCCUCAGUGUUUAUUUAUGCAAAAUUUGCUUACAAGUCCAGCUAUCCAUCCACCUUCUUCCUGGGGGGGCUGAACUGGGAAUCAGGGUUGGACUAUACACUCCUUUGUACCUCAACUUCCUGUCUCUGCCCAUCCUCUCCCUAUCCCCAAUUCCUCUACCCUCAAGACUCCCCAGCCCCGCAGCAGCAAACAAACAUGGGGGGCGGGAUCGUGGAGCAGCAGCCCAUAGUGCCGACCCAGGACUCUCAGAGGCUGGAGGAGGACAGGGCCACUCACUCUCCCAGUGCCAGGGAGGAAGAGGGGCCUUCUGGGGCCACCUAGGCCUGGAACGAAGGCCUCUGCCAGCAAAGGCCACAGUUGGACCAAUCCCCCGGGUGAGUGUGGGGCUCCCGCAGGGUGGUAGGGGCGGGUCAGGGUCUCCUCUGCCUAUCUGGAAACCCCAGUUCCUAGGAGAUGCUGUCCGUGAAAUCAGAUGAUUUAGCAUUGGAUCUCUUUCUGUGUUAGCUCCUUUCGUCUUCUGGCCCUGUGGGUGGGUGGAUGUGAUUGUGCACCAUUUAUUAGAAGAGGAAUCUGAAGUUCAGAGAUCUGAGAUGACUUGGCCAAGGUCAUACAGCUAGGAGCAGAUCUGAGCCGGUGUCUCUUGAGGACUGAAACCCUGGCCUGGUCUCACUGCCGUCCACACCUCCUCCUGCUCCCGUCCUUGAGCUCCACCUGAAGCUUUGGCAGCCUCCCUCAUGUCGGUCUGUUGCCAUUUUUGGGGGGCACCAGUGAGUGGAACAUCACUGGCUGCAGCACAGUCAGAUCAUGCAGGUUGUAAGCUGAGUCAGCACACCCGUGGCUGACCACGGGAGACCGGGAGACCUGAGUAACGGCUAGCGGUGGCUUUCUGUUGUCUCCUGACCCGGCUGACUGGGUUUGAGGGUGAUCUGUCUCCCGGUUCACCCCCUUCUCUUCCUGGCUUUGCUGUUUCUCAGCAGCCUGAAGAAGACCCUCAGACAGCUCGAGACCCCUCCUUCCACUGCCUGGCCAAGUCCGACCCUUCCUUGCUUUCCUCUGAGACAGGACCCCCACCCCCAUGUCUGUCAGCAGUUCUCCCUCUGUCUUGAUAGAUCUUUCCCCUCUUGUAGGACAGGCUGAAAGAACCCCAGUCCCUCAUUCUGAAACUGGGGCCAAAGCUGUGCCUGCUGGAGCCCCAGGGGGUGGAAGCAACCUGUGGGUAGAUUGGUUGGUUACCAGACCCAGCUCUGAGAUGGUGUGGGUGCGCACAUCCCUAGGGUAGGCAGUUAUUGGGGGGACCCUUUCUAUCCCUUGAACCUCUCACGUAAAGGGACUUCCCCAGUCCUGGUUGGCUUUUGGAACCUGGUCCUUCUUGCUGUUUUUUACCCUUCCCCGUUUCUAUUACUGCGUGUAACGUAAAGUGUAUCUGAGUGAGGGUGGUGGGAACCCUCUGUCCAGUGCUGUCUCUGUCUCCUAUGGCCUGUGAGUUUCCUUCUAGAGUUCUACUCUUCUCCACCUCUUUGCUCAUACAGAGCUGUGGCCUUGGCGCCUGCCCUGCUUCUGCAGUGCUUCAUUGUCUCGUAGCUUGUCAGCUUUUGUAUUGAUGUAUGUGCCAAUGUGGGAAAUAAAGACCUUGUGAGAUACCU